Molecule: messenger RNA, 8675 nt
Organism: Acipenser ruthenus (sterlet)
Lineage: Eukaryota; Metazoa; Chordata; Actinopteri; Acipenseriformes; Acipenseridae
Product: hemojuvelin
Exons: 5
Coding region: 1218-2507 (429 amino acids)
Biological process (GO): BMP signaling pathway
Cellular component (GO): plasma membrane
Molecular function (GO): coreceptor activity
Source: RefSeq, a predicted model, not a curated record
UAUAAUAUAAUAUAAUAUAGGGCUGCAGUGUGGAGUAGUGGUUAGGGCUCUGGACUCUUGACUGGAGGGUCGUGGGUUCAAUCCCAGGUGGGGGGACACUGCUGCUGUACCCUUGAGCAAGGUACUUUACCUAGAUUGCUCCAGUAAAAACCCAGGCUGUGUGGUCCAGUGGUUAAAGAAAAGAGCUUGUAACCAGGAGGUCCCCGGUUCAAAUCCCACCUCAGCCACUGACUCAUUGUGUGACCCUGAGCAAGUCACUUAACCUCCUUGUGCUCCGUCUUUCGGGUGAGACAUAACUGUAAGUGACUCUGCAGCUGAUGCAUAGUUCACACACCCUAGUCUCUGUAAAUCGCCUUGGAUAAAGGCGUCUGCUAAAUAAACAAAUAAUAAUAAUAAUAAUAAAUGGGUAAUUGUAUGUAAAAAUAAUGUGAUAUCUUGUAACAAUUGUAAGUCGCCCUGGAUAAGGGCGUCUGCUAAGAAAUAAAUAAUAAUAUAAUAUAAAAAAUGGGCAUCUUAGUAAUCAAAGCCCUUCAUACAUGUGUUAUGCAGUGGGCCAUUUGCUUUCAUUUUGCACACAGUGGAAAUACAGGCCAACGUGUCAAAGAUGUAUUUGGUUUCUCUUGACAGAGAUGUGAGGGUGGUGCACUGUAAUCACGUCUCUAUAAGACAGAUUGCACAUGCGAAAUGGUUUUUGUCUAUAUAAAUAUAGCGUCUUGAGUGGAUUGCACGUUUCACUACACAGCCUGGCCACCCUUUUGCAUUGUCAUUGUUUGCGCUUGCAUGACCUGUCUCUUUGUACAGCAAACACUGUACUAUAGAUUGCAACACUCUCACCUCACCCCACAGAAUGACAACUAGAUCUCCAUUUUUUGUUGAAAGAUCAGUGUGUUGGAUUUCUAUAAUCUAUAGUGAGAACAGGUCUAAACGGGGCUGACUGGGGUUCUUCUGCGUGGAUAAUCUGAUUACUGGGGAAGGCUGGGUUCCAGUUACAUUAGUAUAAACUGGCAGAAGUCAGAAGUGAUGGACUUUUUCACAGGCCAAAAAAACCACAGUGGUUGGAACGCGUGACGUUGCAGUGCUGGCACAGCAGGAUGGUUGCUGUGGUACACUUCCUGAUGCGGUGACGCUUGGCUCUUUUGAGGACAGACUGGGAAAACCUUCAGAGGAGAAGGACAAGACAGAGAAGACUGCAUAUUCAAACCCAGGGUCGCUUUGGGAUGCCAGAGGAUGCGGUGUGUGAGCUGAGCAGCGCUGGCAGAGCAGUGGCAGACGCGGAGCUACUGAUUCCUGCAUGGAUUGGAAUGGGGAAGGCAUCUGCCUGCAAUAACAACACACUGCAAACCAAGAGAAGCUCAGUGGUCUGGAGACUGCUGCUCACCCUCCUCUUCGUCAAGCAAGCGUCAGCCCAGUGCAGGAUCCUGCGAUGUAACUCAGAGUUUGUUGCCGCCACGCUGGACCUGGGCGACGGGGCGGGGGGCAACGCCCGCUACUGCAGUGCCCUGCGUUCGUACGCCCUCUGUACCCGCCGCACCUCCCGUGCCUGCCGGGGAGACCUAGCCUACCACUCUGCAGUGCAGGGCAUUGAGGACCUCAUGAUCCAGCAGCGCUGCCCCAAGACAGGGCCCACCUCCCGUCCAAGGCCCCAGGCUCCGCUUUCCAGCCACGAUGGGCGCCCAGCGGGGGACACCUGCAAUUACAACAGGAGCUUCUACUUCCGGGAGGGUCGGCUACCUUCCUAUUUCCACUGCGGGGUCUUUGGAGACCCCCAUAUCAGGACCUUUCAGGAUGACUUUCAGACCUGCAGAGUCAAGGGUGCCUGGCCCCUCAUAGACAACAACUAUCUGUAUGUGCAGGUCACCAGUACCCAUGUGGCAAAGGGGUCCAAUGCCACGGCGCUCACUAAGAUCACCAUCAUCUUCAAGAACUUUAAGGAGUGCAUCGACCAGCGGAUCUACCAGGCGGAGAUAAACAAUGUCCCUGCCGCCUUUAGCGAUGGAUCGACCAACGGCGGCAAGCGAAGGGGGGGAAACAGCCUGACCAUUGGGGGUCAACCGUCCGGACAACACAUUGAGAUCCAUGCGGUCUACAUCGGGACCACCAUCAUAGUGCGACAGAGUGGGGACUUCCUCGCCUUCUCCAUCCGCACGCCCCAGGAGGUAGCCAACUCCUUCUCUGAGGAACAGGACCUGCAGCUCUGCUUGAGCGGCUGUCCCUCUUCCCACAGGCUUCCCCCGCUGGUGUCUUCUGCGUCAAGCCUGCAGACGGCCAAGCUGAAGUGUGGGAGCGAACUGCCCAAAGAGGAUAUUUAUUUCCAGGCGUGCGUUUUCGACGUGGUGACCACUGGGGACACAAAUGUAACGAGGGCUUUGGCCGAAGCUUUGGAGGAUGCAAGAACAUUGAUCCCAGACGUGGAGCGUUUGCACCUUCAUGCAAGUUCUGCAAGCACAAACCCCAUCGCUCUCCCCGCGCUUUGGUUAAUCUUCCUCUUAGUCACAGCACAACUUUAACUGGAAUUAUUUAAUAGCACACCGUUCCUCCAGGAUGUUGGCAUGGAUGUAACGCAGAGACAGUACUUAGUGUGCGACUCAUAAUGUCCCCUCAAAAUAAUGUGCCUGGGGGUCCCCGAGUGGCUGACCUGGGAAAAGCAUGACUAUGUGGGGUGUGGGUUCACAUCCCGGCUGCGCAGUUGCCGAUCUUCACUGGGGAUCCCGGAGGGAGAGUCGCACGGGCGUGCCCGUGGGUUAGGGAGACAAAACCGGAAGGCAAUGUUUCUCCUCAUCUCGCUAACCCAGCUGGCCAGGCGCCUCGUAAACUCAACCAGAAACCUGCAGGGCUGGCCUUUGUCCUCCAGAGGGUGGUAGCUCGCUGACAGUUCCUGGGUGUGGAAGAGGAAGCUGGCUCGGUCGUGGGGUCGGAGGACGCCCGCUGAACCUUCGGUUCUCCUGAGCAGCUGUGUGGGGAAUCGCUGCGCUGAGAACAAAAUAAUCGGACAUUUAAAACUGGGGAGAACAUGGAGGGUAAUAUAAUUGGGCACUUUAAAAAAAAAAAAAAACAAUGUGCCUAAAGUGUGUCCUGGAGGGUCUGUAAGAAGAAGAAACUGAUUUGAAUACUCAUACUGCCAGCAAAUGUGCCGACAUCCACCAGGUCCAAUGGGAGUUUCAGAGGAUGGAGGCCUCUCUCACCCCAAUUCCAAUGGUGUUCUUGGAAUGACCUGUCUUAUAAGUUGUUAUGUACAGCUAAACUCAGCUCAUCUCCAGCUAAUGGGACCGCUCUGAACUCAGACUUAAAUACCUAUUCAGACUGGUACCAAUAUACAAAGUAGCCAGUACAGCGAGGUGCCACUGUAAACACUGCCAGGAAUAUAACUCUCUGAGUUUGUAAGAGGCUGUCCAUAUCUGUCUUGUGGAAUCUCCAUUUCAGACCCACGUCACCGUCAGCUGUACUAGUCUGUGGGCACUGUGAUUUACAAACUCAGUGUUGAUAUGAGGAAGAAUCUGAACCUGGGUUGUGCUGUACGUGCGACAUGUAGCUCUGGAUCUCAGGGGCUGGGUUCAGAUUCUAGAGCCGACACAAAAUGUGUAUCAUGUGCUCCGGUCCUUAUUGGGUGAAUCUUAAGCCUCUAGAUGACACAAUUUGUUAUAUAAACAUGCCAUUCAAAUUGAAGGUGAAUGUACAUAUUUUUUUUUGACAUGUGACUUUUUUCCUCAGGCCUAAUUUGUAAAUAAGAACGGAUUUUAUUUUAAAUGAUUGAAUAUAGGGAGGCUGAGCAGUAAACAGUCCAGGACUGGAAAAGAGAAAUGGGAUAUUGCUGUUAAUGUAGAAACAUUGCACGGGCUUAUAGCAAGCGUAGAUUCCCAUAGAGAAAUAUUUUCAUGCUAUGCUAAAAAAGCCUUUAGCAAAUAGUACGUAGCGCUACGUAAUUAUUUCAUUAGCUAUUACCCCUUUAAAUACAUAAUUAAACACAAUGCAUGGUACACCUGUAUAGCUGUUAAGCAGGGCAUACCUUUAGUUACUAUGCUUUACUACACCCUGAAGUAUUCCAUGCAAUGUCAUAAUUGGGCACUAGAGGGUGCUACAGUACCAUUCUUCCGGUUAUUAUUAUUAUUAUUAUUAUUAUUAUUUAUUUCUUAGCAGACGCCCUUAUCCAGGGCGACUUACAAUUGUUAUAAGAUAUCACAUUAUACAUUAUUUCACAUUAUACAGAUAUCACAUUAUUUUUACAUACAAUUACCAUUUAUACAGUUGGGUUUUUACUGGAGCAAUCUAGGUAAAGUACCUUGCUCAAGGGUACAACAGCAGUGUCCCCCACUGGGGAUUGAACCCACAACCCUCCGGUCAAGAGUCCAGAGCCCUAACCACUACUCCACACUGCUGCCCCGGUUACCUGGCAACGCAAUGCUCACCCCUGAAUAAGAACACCUGUCCGUCUCCGCUGUUUGUUGUCUGUUGGUUAUCCCUGGUGCACUGAGGCCCAUGCAGGUGAUAAAAAUGAAACGUAUUUCAAUUUUACAAAUGUAAUAUUUCAUGUAUUCUAAAUGUUUUCAAAAUGUUCACAUACAUGAAAGAAAAUGAACGAUAAAAACGAAGAAAAGGCACAGAAAAUGUCUUUCCCGUGAGUUUCCAGUUCUCAUGUGAAGAAGAGAGUGUUGGGGGUCUCUAAAGCUACCUGCAUGUCCAGCUCAUCCUUAUUAAAUACACAAAGAAACACUAGCCUGCUCUCUGUUUAUUCAACUGAGAAAAUGUUAAGAAGCACUUAAUAGAGUUAGAGGAUGGGGUUUGUCGGUGUAUUGGUAAUAUCGAAACAUGGCAAACCUGGGUAAACAAUGGUACAUGCAGAGUAUAACCAUGGGAAAAGCAUGGAGGGAAACGGCACAAUUAUACAGAAACACACGCUGUGCCAUCCUGCUACCUUACUCUGACUGUGGGACAGUUCAGGGAACGUGUUCAAUAUUGGGGUGUCCAGCACAGAGACUCUAAUAUCUGUAGCGUCCCUCUUCCCUCUGACGUUGUAGCUUCAAAGGUGUUUCAAAGGGAAGAAAAAACCUAUUCGAAAUGAAAAUUGUAUUUCAAGCUUAUUAAAAUCAAUUCCUUGCAUCUUAUUAGCUUUAUUAACAUUAGUCCCAUUUCUUGGUUGUUAUUAUUUCUUAGCAGAUGCCCUUAUCUAGGACAACUUACAAGAUAACACAUUAUUUUUACAUACAAUUAUCCAUUUACAGAGUUGGGUUUUUACUGGAGCAAUCUAGGUAAAGUACCUUGCUCAAGGGUACAGCAGCAGUGUCCCCCACCUGGGAUUGAACCCAAGAGUACAGAGCCCCUAACAACUACUCCACACUGCUGCCACAUUUCUUUCAUAGAUGAAAUGGUAGUCCAGAGAUUACAGACAAGGAGAAGGAGAGGUGAUACCUUUCAUUGGACUAACUAAAUAAUUAAUCAAGACCUCAAAGGUCUCUUCAUCAGGUGAAAACAGGAAAGAGAGAUUCAUGUUUACAUUCAAGGGGACUGACAAUGAGCGAGACUUUAUCAGGAAUUCACCAAAUAAUCUGUCAAAUCAAGCAUUAAAACACACAGGUAUUGAGACAACACAUAUGCCAGUUUUUCUGUAACUCAAAUAUAGUACUAAGCAUUGCAUUGUUAACAAUUCUGUUCAUUAUUACAAUUUAUUUUCAAUAUACAGAACAUUUAAAACACAUUUAAGAAUUAAAAACAUACAUUAAAAUCUAAUCUUGUGCUUUUAUUUCUCAAAAGUUGGGUGGAAAUCAUGUAUGAUUGAUAAAUGUGAUUGAGAUUAACCAAUAACAAUAGCUGUAAUGUUUUUGGGAGCUUGUCCCUAUUGACUCUAUAUUCAGACAGGAAUGUUUCAAUAUGCAGAGUGGGACAUUAACAGGAGUGAUAGUGAGUGAAUAUAUAAACUGAAAGCCUGAUGUUGCACUCAGCUCUAAGUAUUUUAUUUUAAAGCUCAACUCAAGGUUAUAGCUACACUGCCUAGUAUUGGGACAGGACAACGCAGCUCUGGGCAGCUUACAGGCUAGCCCACAGGUGCCCGGCCAGUCUAUAGGGGUCGCUAGUGUGCGGUGAGCCGAGGACACCCUGGCCGACCUAAGCCCUCUCCCCCGGGCGGUGCUUGGCCAAUUGUGUGCCACUUGGGAGUCCUAUAGGCAAAUAUUUUAAUGAGAAGGUAGCAGUGCUCCAAAAUGCUAUCCCUUGUCUAGGAAUACAGCACGACUCGGGGUGGAAUGGUUAUUGUAGAUCAAUCCCACUCAGACCCCUACAAAAUAUUUUGGAAUCCCAGAAUAGAUAAUCGCCCCCUUUAAGUAAAUUGGUGUCAGAUUAUAAUAAGUGAGGUGGCAUUUGCUACCAAUGGGAUCCUUUUCCUUCUUUAAACAUCACAAAACUGAGUUUCUGCAACCCGUCUGCUCCGCAAUUCAGUGUGAUCGCUGUCCUCCUGACAGACACCAUUACAGAAAUGAAGAAUGUUCCACCCAGUUAUUCUGCAUUGGUAGUAAAUGAACCCUCAUUUUUGCACAUUUUUGGAGGCAGUGUGGUCCAGGGUUUGUAACCAGGAGGUCACCGGUUCAAAUCCCACCUCUGCCACUGACUGACUCACUGUGUGACCCUGAGCAAGUCACUUAACCUCCUUGUGCUCCGUCCUGCGGAUGAGAUGUUAAAUCAAUGUCCUAUUGGAAGUGACUGCAUAUAACGCACAGUUCACAGCCUGCCUCUGUAAAGCGCUUUGUGAUGGUGGUCCACUAUGAAAGGCACUAUAUAAAAAUAAAGAUAUUAUUAUUAUUAUUAUUAUUAUUAUUAUUAUUAUUAUUAUUAUUAUUAUUAUUAUAUCUAGAGAACCACAUAUCCAAUUGUCAUGAAACUUGAUAGAAACCUUGUUCAGUUUAAGUUGAAGAUCUAGUGUGUAUCUGUCUGUAUGUAUACUUUUAGCAGGACAGUGCAGAGCUUGAACUGGGAACUAUGAGCUCAAACCUGUUCAGUAAAAGAAACACUACACCAUAAAUGGUCAAUUUCAGUUUCCAUUGUCGCGUGCCAGGAUGUAUCAUUUUCCUUUACAUAACGGCUCAUUUAUUUUGCCCAGAAUAGCUUCACAGAACACUCAAGAUUUCAAACCAGCAGGUUAAAGACAGAAAAGCCUUUCACGGACAGAAUAAACUCAUUGAAAUGGUGGCUUUUUAUGAACAGUAUAUGAUAAAUGAAAACUCUUUACAGAGGGUCAUUUGUAAGAACAGUUUAACACACUGGCAGAACAAACUCAGUGUUAUGCCAUAUUACACCACAAGAGGGUAGCAAAUACAAGAGACAUGCUUUUUGCACUGCAGGAGUAAUGCUUUGGUACAGACUGGUAAUCCCCUCUGUAGAAAAGUACCUUGCUGGCCUCUUUGAGAGUGUUUCUUGUAAAUGCUAUGCUUAUGAUAACACUGUGUCUGACUAAGGGAACCGCUUAUCCAGUUGUGAUGAAAUUUGAUAAGGACUAUGGAUAAUACAAUGUAGAAAUAAUUCUAGUGCUUCUGUCUGUCUAUAAAAGGAGUGCUAACUAUGAUUUCACCAAACUGCUUUCAUUUGGCAACCAUUUAAUACCCCACUUCACUUAAAGAUCUUUGGGUUCUUUGCUUGAAUUUUAUAUUCUAAUUUGAGACAACAGACAAUACAUUAAAAGGCUGCAGCUGGUUCCUGGUCACUAUGUUGUGUAAUUAACCACUGGACCAUUCUUGCAGGAGUUACAUUUUUGCAGUGGCUUGUUACCAGGAGGUUCCAGGUUCAAGCCCAGCCACUGACUCACUGUGUGUGACCCUGAGCAACUCACUUAACCUCCUGGUGCUCCGUCCUUCGGAUGAGACGUAAAACCAAGGUCCUAUUGUAAGUGACUCUGCAGCGGCUGUUGUUGAUGCAUAGUUCAACCCCUAGUCUCUGUAAGUUGCUAUGGAUAAAACUGCCUGCUAAACGACUGAUUGAAAAUCAUACCAAUGGUCUCGCUGUACUUAGAUCAUGUGACGUCAACUAACAAGAUGCAGCAGUUUAUCUAAAGCAUUGUAUUGGAAGCAUAUCCUGAAUUAACGUAUUUGAAGAACCAGUGGUUAAAGAAAAGGGCUUGUAACCAGGAGGUCCCCGGUUCAAAUCCCACCUCAGCCACUGACUCAUUGUGUGACCCUGAGCAAGUCACUUAACCUCCUUGUGCUCCGUCUUUCGGGUGAGACGUUAUUGUAAGUGACUCUGCAGCUGAUGCAUAGUUCACACACCCUAGUCUCUGUAAGUCGCCUUGGAUAAAGGCGUCUGCUAAAUAAACAAAUAAUAAUAAUCUAGACAGCAGUAUCAGUUUAUACCAUAUUUGUCCUGGCUUGGGAAGGGGCAGAUAUAACCAGUAAAGGACCUUUCUUUUAUUUUUUUAACAAUGAACAGCAGAAUGUGACCAUGCUAUCACAUGUGUUCCGGGUUUAACCUCUGCAUGUGUUUCUGUUGUCUGAAAUGAACAGGAGAAUUGCUUGGUCUGAAUGCAUGCUUUUCAGAUUUGAUCUCUAUGGAUGCCUAUCAGGUUCAGGGCUGUAUGUGCUGGGAGCUGUCGUGAAUGAACUGUGGUCUGAAUACUUGUUGCAUAUUUUUUGACCUCUGUUAUGUCAUGGAAACAAUCCAGGGCAGUUUAGCAUGUACUGUACUGCACUAAAAUUACUGCG